Messenger RNA from Malurus melanocephalus (red-backed fairy wren), 7228 nucleotides. It is a transcript of the gene ICE1, whose product is annotated as interactor of little elongation complex ELL subunit 1. The record is from RefSeq and is a predicted model, not a curated record. Bases 61 to 6525 code for a protein of 2154 amino acids. The transcript is spliced from 20 exons. NCBI's taxonomy places the organism in Eukaryota, Metazoa, Chordata, Aves, Passeriformes, Maluridae.
UGUGACGCAUUAGAGCGGCGCACACGCAUCUCUGCGGGGCCGGGCGGAGGCGCGGGUACGAUGAUGCCCGGGGAGACGCCGCCGCCGCCGGCCGGGACUGCGGCCGCCGCCGGGGCCUGCGCCAACUGUGGUGUUCUCCAGCAGAAUAUAAAUGAAUAUGUAGCUGCAUUAAUUGCACUGAAGCAAAAAAUGAUUGAUGGAGAUCGUUUGCUGACGGAGUAUCAACAGAAGUGCACUGAGCUUCAAUUUGCUGAACGAGAGAUCUCUGCUCUUCGUUGCCAAGUGGAGAAGAUGUUACAGAAAAUUCUGCCUCUGGAAAAGUGCCAGGAAGAGUUGGGUUCCUUGAAGGCAGAAUUGGAAGAAAAAAAGAGUUCUCUCAAGAUUUAUCAGGAGAGUCAACUGGAAUAUGUUAAAAUUAAAGAAGAAAUAGUAAACAGUGAUGCUGUGAGAAAGAAACUGGAAACAAAAGUGAAAAAACUUGAAGAGGCUGCAACAAAGCAUACACAGGACUUCAGACAACUGAAAACUGAAAAGAAAAGGCUUGAAAAGGAGCUUAAAAAGGCACAAGGAAGGCUUGACAAUGUAUUUAAAGAGAAGUGCAGAAAAGUUAAGCAUGCAGAAACUCAGAGUUCAAGUGAACAUCUUGCAACAGAUAUAGACAAAGGAAGAGUAAAGCUCUUGUUAGAAGAACUUUGGAUGUGCAUUGACAGUGCAACAGGAAAAAGAGAGAAUGAGAAAAAUGAUUCWAUCUUAGCUUCUGUUCAGGAUAAGGAAUGGUCUGACAACAGUAGACUUACAGAAGACACUGUACAAAUCCACCAAAAGAUCAGGAAGUAUGAUGGCAAAACGCUACGUUGGUGUUCUUCCGUGGAAAGUGCUGUAAAGCAAAAUUCUGUAACAGCAAUGAUAAUUCAAACAAGUACUGAGCCUUUUGGAGAUGAUUGUGUUGAAAACAGGUCUACUGAAGAAUGUCUGCGCAAUGGUGAGGAUAAAACUGUAGAUAUGAUAAUACAGACAGGCGUGGAACACAGCACUUCAGGCUACUCCAAUCAGGAGCAGAGGGACCCAGGUGGAAAUGUGACGGAUAUAUUGAAUUGGGCCAGGCCUCUUCCUGCUCUGCUUUCUCCAGUACAGCUUUCACCACUGACUACACRGGAUAUAUUAUUUGGAGAAGUCGCAGRGUCUAGUGAUGAAGAAGAUGAUUGCAGUACCUCUGCAGUGGAGGAUAUUUUACAAGAAGACCAAGUUCAGCCUCUGAGUUGUGAUGUAAUCAGCCACAGUGAUGAGUGUAACAGACAGAGCAAGUCAUGUGAGCAUGGUUUUGAUGCAGAAAUCUCACUUAAUCUGAGUUGGAAUGAGAAGAAUACUCAUAUCAGUCCAAAGAUGUCAAGCAAGGAGGAGAGAGAGGCUGAAAGAAAGCAAUCUGAAGGUCCUACUUUAAUUACAAACAUGGAAACUAACAAAGAUUGUUUGGAGGAGAAUUCUGAGGAUAUGGAAACUGAGAACAGAGAACUAACUGGAGCCACAGCAUGUGAAUCAGAAGACAUGGCAGAACAGAAAGGAGAUGGUGAGGACAUGCACAGUGAAGGGGGAGACUCUUCAGCAGAUUUUAUGUUACAAGGUUUCAAGCCUCAGAAUCAGACAGAAAAAUGUAGUGUGGUAAAGCAAACAGAGGAGAAUGUAACCUUAAUUAGAGCUGUUGAUUGUAAGAGUACACAUGAAAAAUGUGAUGAAUUAGUGAAAGGAGAGAGAGAUGGAUUAUUAAGACAAACUCCCAGGGAAGCAUCUGUUGCACAAAGCAUUACUCGUUUGCUAUCUGAGCAAUGCAUUGUGCUUCMAAGUGAAGGUUCUGAGGAAAAAUCUGAUGUGUUGAUAGCAAGUGAAGUGGUUGAAAGUAACUCAAAAAAUGUAAUCGAAUUAACURAUACAGCUGGAGCUGUUGAGAUCUCUGCACACUCUCAGUGCUCUGAAAUAAAACAUGACAGUGAAGACGUUUUGGAGAAACAACAUAUGCAAAUAAGAGAUGAGGACAACAGAGAAUAUGWACCAGAGACUGUUAAAGUCUCUAGGCAUUACUUACCCGUAUCUGCUGUUGAAGGAAUCAGAAAUUUAUUGUCAGUCGUUCCAAAAGAUGAGCAGCUCAAAAUUGAAGACAUGAAUAUAACCAGAGCUCCAGCUAUUGAACUAGCUAUGAAAUUUGACAGAGGGAGUGUUCUAGAAGUAGCUGAAUUGCCAGAGCUAUUCCAUAGUGUAGAAAAUGUAAAAUUAGUAGAUACAAAGAAGGGGGUAUAUUUACAAAGCAAACCACAUCAGGAGGAAAAUGAUAGUAAUUURUUUCAAAGGAAGCCAGACUUGGAAAAUAUAUAUGUACUACCAAAGACAGCAGGCAUUACUGAUGCAGAAAGCAGUGUAGCUAAGUGCAAAUCCUCUGUGUUAGAUUUUACAGAAGUGAAAGGUGAAAUAAAACAAUCUGAAAACUUACGUAAUACGUUAGAAUGUGGGCAUUCCAAAUCUCAAAACUUUAGAGUGUUUGAAUCUCAAGAGUUUGAAGUCAAAGAUAAUCCAGAAGAUUUUGGAGGGGAAAAUGGURAGCUGUUAGCAAGAAGGGAUACUAUUGAAUCUGUCUUAGUAGAAAGCAAUCCUUCUCAGGAACAGUUUGCAAAACCUCUGAAUCAGCUCUCAAUAACUGGAAAUGUUAAAUGUGAUGAAAUAGAAGGGAAAUUAAAUAAACAAAGCAAGGAAUUGCUGGCUGAGACUUUUUCCAGUUCAUUGAAGUGGGAAAAGGAUAUUGUGAAGAAAAAUAGUAUUUCAGAGAUGAUCUGCCAGCCUGUUUCAGAAAUGCCUUAUAAAAGUGGUGUGGCUUUUUCUACUCAAAAGGACUUGGACAAAUGCUGUAUGAAUAAUGAGGAAAUCAAUUCUCCUGUGCAAGUGGGAAUUGGCUUGGAAUCCACAAGACCUCCUGAUCUGAAUUUUAGUCUUCAGAAAGUUGUUGGCUUCCUUGAAACUAAUUUCACAGGACAGACUGCUUUUUCCUGUUCUUGGGAAAAGAAGGGACCUACAAAUCCUAUUACGAGUAGUAAAUUUAACUGUUUUUCAGAAAACUUAAGGGAGGGUGCUGAGAUUCUGUCUGCUGAAAAAGUCAACAUGGGCAAAGAACUGGGCUGCCCUGAGAGAGAAUCCAUACACAAAAAUGAAGUGAAAACUUCAGAUAAGGAGCAACCAGUAGAUAAAGAACCUCAGUCAUCUAUUAAACCACAUAUUAUGUAUGCAAACUCUUACAAGAAGAAUGCUUUUCUCCUCCAAAAGUUUGAUUGUCAAAAGUCRGGAUACGGGAGUUCUACAUGGCAGGUUAGAACAGAUCCUUCUAGAACUGGUUCACUAACAGAUGGGGGAGAAAGUAAAGAACUGAAUAGUUUUGAGGGUUCUGGAAAAAGUGCCAUAAGGUCUAAAAGUGAUUUUCAAAUGCCAGAACAGAGCAAUCACUCUGAAGAGAAAGACUGUUCUAUCCGAAACAUUAGGUAUGUGAAGUGUUCUGAAUGUGUUCCCAUGUUCAGAAAGGAACUGAGAGCUUCCAGGAGAGUUGCAGUGGAUGCUCUGGAAACUGGUGCAAUUGUUGAUGCUGAUUACCAAGUAGGUGAGCUUCAUUCAAUGAUCCACCCAGGAAAUACUUUCACAGUUUGUCACCUAAAAGCAGGCACUGUGGUGGGUAUGGAUACACAGUGUGAACUAAAUAGCUCUGGAGAUACUGCAAAUGAGCGGUCAAGUGUGACUGGGGAGGGUUAUCCUGAAGACUCAGCCUCUUGGGAAAGGGAAUGUAUAUUAGUAACCUCUGAAACUACUGAGAGAGCUAAUGARCUCAUGGUGGAGUCUGACAUAGCUGGAUGCAUCAGUCACAGUGAGAAAAGCCUGUUAAAACCUGGGAUGUCAAAAGAAAGCCCUGUGAUGCCAAAUGCUUCAAAAAAUAGGUUACCUCUAUGCAAGAUGUUAAGCAGAUUCUCAGAAAAUUGCAAGCUGACUGUAAAAACCAGUAAAUUAAAUACAAGAAUGUUAGCACUUGGCAGUUUCAUAGAAGGAAAUGAUUCUGCAAAACUUCAKUCAAAUGGGGAACAAAGUCUGUUACACAAUAUUAAUAUGGGGGUCUCAGUGUUUGAAGAAUAUAAUAAUAAUAAUCCAACUUACACUGCUUGCAACAUAGGAGAAAGCAGCACUGAUGUUAUCGUAGAUAGUGGUAGAAAAGAAAAUUUACUCAAGUAUCUUCCAAAUCUAGCCCUGUCUGAUGUAAGGUGCUGUUGUCAAACAAUUGGGCAGCUCUCUGAACCACAAAAGACAAUACUUGAGAAGUUAUGUACAGUGGAAUCAGAGUCUUGUGCUCUCAAAAAGAGCAAUAAAUUGAAGUGCAAGGAGCAAGAAUCAUCUGAAAUYUUGACUGUUUCUACCAAGACAGGUACUCAAGUAAUGCAUACCAAGUUAUCAAAGAGACUCUUUCAAGGUAAAAGAAAAACAAAGACUCUCAAAGUUGCUCAGCCAGUUCUUACUGAUACUUCUAUGACAACARAAUGCUCAUCUGAGAUGAUAAAUAUAAUUAGGCAAGAGAUAGGUCCUCCUCUGCCUCCCUUGCUACUGCCUCUGAUUGCUACUCCUCCAAAAACUACCUGUACUGUGUCCCCAGUAAUGUCUUCUACAGGUCAAUCCUCUUUGCUUUCCCCUCUUGAUGACCUGAUAUCCCCACUACGUGAAACUCCUGUUCUUCCUCUCAUGUCUCCAUUAACAGAUACUCCAACAGCAAAAUCUGCUCUUUUAUUUUCUACUCCUUCACCCUCAGAAAUGGCAGUAGGUAGAAGGAUUUGCUCCUCACCUUUGAAAUUUUGUACUUCCAUUCCAAAGCAUGCACUUCCUGUUCCAGGAAAAUUUCCUCUCUUUGCAGCCGUUAGUGCUGGUCCAGGUGCUCCUCAGGAGAACUCUGUGAAAAUAUUGGACACUAUGUAUCCAGAGUUGUCUGCAAGGGCGAGGACACUAAACAUUCUGAAAGGCAAUAUUCAACUUAACCGAUGUGCUUUUUCAGACAGCCAGAAUUUGCCAGGACCUGUGUCUCAAAUAGGUGUAUUCAAAGCAAUUACAUCUACAUCAACUGCUUUUGUUAAAGCUGUGAGCAAUUUGAAAUCUGAUAGUAGCAAAGAUGAAGACAAAGAUGUGCAAAAUCAGCAAUUGUUUUCAAAGUCAUCAGAUCAUCUGGAAAAAAGGACACUGUUGCAGGUUUCUAUGCCAAGAAGUGCCAAGAGACUGAAAUUGGACAGUGAACCGCCAGGGAUGGAGCCGAGUGAUAUUGCUGCUGUCAGAAAUACUAAAAAGACCAUCUCCGAAAUGCAGGAGGCUUUCCAUGGUAAAAGCUGUGAAAUCAAUGAUUCAUCACACAGUUCCAAUUUAGAAGAUUCACUACUGGUAAAGAAGGAUCCUGACUGCCAGAGAGUUUCUUUGGCAUUAAAGAAAGUCGCUGAAUCCUGUUUUGACUUGUUACCAGUUAUUAAAGGUCAUGUAUAUGUUGGCAGUAUUACAAAAUUUCCAGUAAUGAGAGAUGAAGAGAGAAAAGUUGUCUAUGAAUUUGGUAUAAAAAGCAAGCAUUUAGCAGAGUCCUUGCUGGAUGUUAUUCUCAAUAAGAUGAAGGCUCAGAAGAAUGCCUCAAAUUACAUUUUCAGUCAGGCUCUGUGUCGAGUCUAUGCAGGCAUUUGUCGACAGUUGGGAGAUUUGGAAAGAGCCCGCCUUUUCUGCUAUAGCUUACUUAAAGAAGAUUUUCCAGAGUCGGAAAAAUUGAUUUUAUUUAUCACAAAUGUAUGGCCCGACAUAUUUGUCUUCCAAGGUCCAAUUAACAAAGCUAUGCAAUUAGUCAUCAGGCAAAGUGCAAGCAAUGAGAUGCUGGCCUGUUUAAGUGCUUAUCUCAACUGGGAACAGAGUUCCUCUUUAGAUGCUGGUAUUAUGGUCUCAAACCUGCUUUUAGAAAUGCAGUCAUGUACAAAAGUAGAAUUUCACCUGAGUGAGCAGUAUGGAGAAGAUCUCAGUGAAGAUGCUUGGCAGUAUAUAUUUGCUGUUGAUCUACUCUGCUCUCACUUGAAGUGGGAUUGGACACACGAUAAUGUUAUAAGCAAAGUGCUUUGGCCUUCUAUGGAUAAUUGGAUAAAGAAGAGAAAGGGGCAUGAAACUGCUCAAUCCAUUCGUGAUGGUGUUAUAGCAUUGACACUCAGGUUAAUUGGUCGAUUAGGACAAAUAGGUUUGAAGGAAGGAUAUCUUGCUGCAGUGAAGAAUAUUAGUUCUGUAAUUGGACUGUUCAUACAGCAUGCAAAAGAGGAAGGUGUUCCCUGGGGUGUGCAGCUGGCAGCCGUAUAUUCACUGUGUGAUUUGGGUUCAAGCAAUCCAGAAGGUAUUGUUGAGGCCCUCUGUGCUUGGAGAGCAAAAGUUCUUAACAACAUCCCUUCUGCUGUCACAAAUGGCAUAGCUGAAAUCACUUCUCUGUGUGAAAUGGAGCUAAACUAAAAUGUAGGGAAGUGGACUGAUCCAAAGGAAGAAGUGCCUUACCAAUUAAGCAGUAGUUGGUUCCAGUUAAAACCGUACAGAGUGAUGUGUCUUCAGAAUGUCUGAUCAUGGAAAAGCAAGCUCAAGUAUUUUAUUUGGCUUUUCUGUUUGAGGGAAGAGUUUUUAAAAAAUAAAUAAAAAUGCUUACUUUUCCUAGUAGCUGAUUAGUCAUCCAGAAACCAGUGCAUCUUCAGCUCCUGAGAUAUUUCUGGUUUGAUGACAAUAAAAAUCAGUGAUAGUUUUAGUUCUUUUACCUACAUCAAUUUGGAGUAUGGGCUAUUUGGCAGAAUAUUCAGCCUGACUUGAAAAUCUGACUUUGUUAUUUUGUACUAUUUUUAUGAAAUAGCCAUUCAGAGACCAGAACAUUCCCUAGAUUCUGCUUUACUUUGCUUGUGUUGUCUCAUAAAUUUAAUUUCAAGUACUUGUGGAAAACAGGUAGGAAUUGAUUUUUUGUAUAGAGUAACAGAGAUAUUAAAUCUCUGAACUUGUAUAUAUAUGGUAUAUUUUGAUGUGUCUCACAUUUGAUAUUGUUCCACUUGGGAAAUUUUGUGUAUAUAAAUAGAGACUUGGUUCAAAAAUGUUCAUGUUUCUAAUGAUAGMUUCACUAGACUCUGUUUUUGUAUCUUUCAUAAUAAAAGAGACAAACACCAUUGUGUUCUUGUUG